UUAUAAGAAAGGAGGGCGAAGAAAUUGGCUGAGAGAGCUAGAGAAGCACUCGCUGGGUUAGGUCCUGAAAGUCGGGAAUUGAAUAAUUGGCUUUUGAAGCACGCAUUGGAGGGUUUCAAGUGUUAAAAUUAAGGGGUAAAGCCCUAAAGCUACAAGAUGACAGCAAGGAUGAGUACUGGAAAUACAUAACAUUGCACAGAGCUGUUGCGGAAGGCGAUUGGAAGAGCGCCAAGAAUUUUUUUGAGAAAAACCAAGAUGCAGUCACUGCCAAUCACCUCGAACCUGGAGAAUGCACUGCACGUAGCAAUCCAAGCAAGAAAAAAUGCAGUCCAUGCCGUGAAGAAUUUGGUGGAAGAAGAAAUGCCGAUUGAGGCCCUCGAACAUAAAAUUUUUUAUGGCCAGACUGCACUUAGCUUCGCUUCUAUUGUUGGUAACAAGCGUGCUGCUGUUAUUCUGGUGCAAAAACACCCCCGAUUGUUGUAUAUUCGCAACCAGCAUACGUUUCUACCAGUCCACGUGGCCGCCCAAUAUAAUCACAAGGAUACUUUCGAAUACUUCUUGUCAGUCUCUGAAGACGAGCAAGGUGGUGUUGGGCCCUUUGCAGGCAAAUCCGGGGUUCACCUUGUUAGACAAGUAAUAUUUUCCGAAUACUACGAUGAGGCCCUAAAAUUGAUUGAUCGAUAUCCCGAACUCGCAAAAUUACAACUUCCCAAUGGUGAUAGUGUUUUAUCAGCAAUUGCUUUGAUGGAGUCGGCGUUCCCAAGUGGGAGUCAUCUAUCCUUUUGGGAAAAUGCUAUCUAUUCUUGUGUUCCAAUGAAAUUAGACGAGUAUGCUAAAGAACGUAGCAGAUCUGACAUUGAGGACCCAGCACAACUUUUGUGCAAAGUUAAAUUACUGCCUAGCACAACUUUCCAGUUUGGUUUACUGAUGAUGAAUCUCAUUAUGUAUUCGAAUUGGCAAUUUUACAUGGCGGGGAGACUGGCAUCUCCAAGCAAACUAAAUCUUAUUCCUGGCGCAGCACUUCAAAUGCAAUGUGAGUUGCAAUGGUUUAAGGAAGUCGAGAAACUUAUGCGACACCAAAAUAAACUAACCAAAAACAACCAUGGAGAAAUUCCUGCAAUGCUAUUUACUGAAGAACACAAGGACCUAGAAGGUGAAGGAGAGAAAUGGAUGAAAGAUGCAGCAAAUUCAUGCACAAUUGUGGCAUCCCUGAUUGCCACUAUAGCGUUUGCAGCUACAAUCAAUGGUCCCGGCGGCAAUGACGACAGUACUGGUCUCCCAAUUUUCUCUAAAAAAAAGUGCAUUCAUCAUCUUUAA
Diospyros lotus (date-plum) is the source of this 1317-nucleotide messenger RNA. RefSeq lists its product as uncharacterized. The transcript has 6 exons. The record is from RefSeq and is a predicted model, not a curated record. Gene Ontology annotation, molecular function: protein binding. Lineage: Eukaryota; Viridiplantae; Streptophyta; Magnoliopsida; Ericales; Ebenaceae. Bases 256 to 1317 code for a protein of 353 amino acids.